CCAGGAGGAAGCGCUGCUGCAUCAUGGACGCCAAUAACACGACCCACCCCGGCCAGGAGCCGCGGCCCCUGAACAUCCCCGUGGGCGUGGUCCUCAUCCUGCUCAUCGUCAUCACGGUGGCCGGCAACGUGGUGGUGUGCCUGGCCGUGGGCCUGAACCGGCGGCUGCGGAGCCUCACCAACUGCUUCAUCGUGUCGCUGGCCAUCACCGACCUGCUCCUGGGCCUGCUUGUGCUGCCCUUCUCGGCCCUCUACCAGCUGACCUUCGUCUGGGACCUGGGCCCCGCCUUCUGCGACAUCUACACCAGCCUGGACGUGAUGCUGUGCACAGCGUCCAUCCUCAACCUCUUCAUGAUCAGCCUGGACCGCUACUGCGCCGUCACCGACCCGCUGCGCUACCCGGUGCGCGUGACGCCGGCGCGUGUGGCCGCCUCCCUGGUCUUCAUCUGGGCCGUGUCCAUCACCCUGUCCUUCCUGUCCAUCCACCUGGGCUGGAACAGGCGCCACCACCGUGGGGUGGCGGCGGCGGCGACGGCGGCGGCGGGGACCCAGGACGCAGUGCGCACGUGCAAAGUGGAGGUGAACCUGGUGUACGGGCUGGUGGACGGCCUGGUCACCUUCUACCUGCCGCUGCUGGUCAUGUGCGUCACCUACUACCGCAUCUUCAGGAUCGCCCGCGAGCAGGCGCGCCGCAUCCAGCAGGAGGGCUCGUGGCAGGCGGCCACGGUGCGCGAGCACAAGGCCACGGUCACGCUGGCCGCCGUCAUGGGCGCCUUCGUGGUCUGCUGGUUCCCCUACUUCUCCGUCUUCCUGUACCGCGGGCUGAUGGGGGACGGGGGCAUCAACCAGGUGCUGGAGGCGGUGGUCCUCUGGCUGGGCUACGCCAACUCGGCCCUCAACCCCAUCCUCUACGGAGCCCUCAACCGCGACUUCCGCACCGCCUACCAGCAGCUCUUCCGCUGCAGCCUGGCCGGCCACCCGGCCCACGAGGCCUCCGUGAGGUCCACCAGCUCGCAGCUCGGCCGGACUGAGAGCCGCGAGCGCACGCGGCUGCAAGAGCAGAGCAGCGGGGCAGAGAUCGCGCCCCCGCUGGGCGCCACGGACCGGAAGCCCGCAGGGUGCUGUCCCGGGUGCUCCAGCGACCUCCUGACCUGCUGCAAGAGCCUGUGGGGGCUUCGGCUGCUCCGGCGCCACCCCCAGCGGGAGCCCCCGGAGGAGGCGCCGGGCGAGCCCCUGAACGAGGAGUCGCUGAGGACCCCCGCCAGGGCCGGGGGGGCGGACGCUGCUGCCCGCUCAGACUGUCUAGAGGCGGCCCGGUCUCUCAUCACCGCCAGCGGACCCCCCGGCGCCCCCCACGACACCCCGAGACGCAGGGCACGAGCCCGGGGGCCCGCCCCCCGCCCCCAAGUGAAGAGAGGUGCUGGGCUUCCAGGGCGCCGGGGGAAAGGAUCCUAG
This is a messenger RNA of Sorex fumeus (smoky shrew), 1454 nucleotides long. RefSeq names its product histamine receptor H2 (gene HRH2). Gene Ontology annotation, biological process: chemical synaptic transmission; positive regulation of vasoconstriction; gastric acid secretion. NCBI's taxonomy places the organism in Eukaryota, Metazoa, Chordata, Mammalia, Eulipotyphla, Soricidae. The record is from RefSeq and is a predicted model, not a curated record. Gene Ontology annotation, cellular component: membrane; dendrite. Bases 24 to 1454 code for a protein of 476 amino acids. Gene Ontology annotation, molecular function: G protein-coupled serotonin receptor activity; histamine receptor activity; neurotransmitter receptor activity. The transcript has 2 exons.